AUGACUGAUGAAGAAAUCUAUGCAACAAUUAAGCCAAAACGCAAGCCAAGUGCACGUGAUCGACAAAAAGGGAUAAGUCCCUCAGUGACAUCAUUAUUUGGGUCAUUUAGUGAAGGAGAAAAGUUUCGCAAAGAGGCUGAAGCAUCCAAAAAUGAAGCUAGUGAGGCAAAGAAGGAAGCAAACGAGGUUAAGGAGAAGAACGAAGCUCUAAGUAAUACAGUGAGAGGCCUCGAAAAGAAAUCUAGACUUAUGGAACGCACCCUAGAAGCCUUCAUGAAUUUGGCUGGAUACAACAUGUCCGAUCUCAAUAUGGAUGCGUGGACCGAUGAAGAGGAUGAGGAAGAGCUAAUUCAAAAGUAUUUCCCGGAGGGUAUCGACAUUUAUUUCGAGAACGUUGGAGGGAAGAUGCUUGAGGCUGUUUUAUCAAACAUGAGAAACAAUGGUCGAAUCCCAGUUUGUGGAAUGAUAUCACAGUACAAUCUUGUACAGCCGGAGGGCGUUCAUAAUUUGUUCAAUAUUACCACAAAGCGCAUUAGUAUGGAAGGAUGUAUUGUGGGUGAUUACUAUCAUCUUUACCCUAAAUACCUGGAAAUGAUUCUACCACACAACAGGGAGGAUAAGAUUUCUUAUGUUGAAGAUGUUGCUGAAGGUUUAGAGAGCGCUCCCUCAGCCUAG
Beta vulgaris subsp. vulgaris (sugar beet) is the source of this 675-nucleotide messenger RNA. RefSeq names its product (+)-pulegone reductase-like. Bases 1 to 675 code for a protein of 224 amino acids. The transcript has 3 exons. NCBI's taxonomy places the organism in Eukaryota, Viridiplantae, Streptophyta, Magnoliopsida, Caryophyllales, Amaranthaceae. Gene Ontology annotation, molecular function: 2-alkenal reductase [NAD(P)H] activity. The record is from RefSeq and is a predicted model, not a curated record.